Atta colombica is the source of this 650-nucleotide messenger RNA. RefSeq names its product U6 snRNA-associated Sm-like protein LSm2. The transcript has 4 exons. Gene Ontology annotation, cellular component: P-body; precatalytic spliceosome; U4/U6 x U5 tri-snRNP complex. Bases 151 to 441 code for a protein of 96 amino acids. The record is from RefSeq and is a predicted model, not a curated record. Gene Ontology annotation, biological process: mRNA splicing, via spliceosome. Gene Ontology annotation, molecular function: RNA binding. NCBI's taxonomy places the organism in Eukaryota, Metazoa, Arthropoda, Insecta, Hymenoptera, Formicidae.
AUUGUUCAUAUUGAUGCUUCGUGAACCUAUAGACAUAGAUUAUAAUUUUACCGCCGAGAUUUGUUUGGAACGCAUUUAUUAUUAUAAAUACUUGUAAACUAGCAUAUACGAUACUGAAUAUACAAUCACAGUGAUCUUUCGCAAAUUAUCAUGCUGUUUUAUUCCUUCUUCAAAUCCUUGAUCGGAAAGGACGUAGUGGUCGAAUUGAAAAAUGACCUCAGUAUCUGCGGCACAUUAUAUUCUGUCGAUCAGUAUCUGAACAUAAAAUUGGCUGACAUUAGCGUAACAGAUUCAGAGAAGUAUCCUCACAUGUUAUCGGUAAAAAAUUGCUUUAUCCGUGGAUCUGUGGUGCGAUAUGUACAACUUCCAGUAGAUGAGGUAGACAUUCAUCUUUUAACUGAAGCGGCACGGAGGGAAGCAAUGAAUGCUCAAGCAAGAUAGCUCAUAAUUUCAUUAAAUAUAUUGCUUACAUUAAGAAUCCAUUUCUUCUCUUUAAAUACUACUAUUUUGUAUUUAGUAUAGAAAUAAUAUAUGGAAUCGUUUUGCGUUAUUCACAAAUUUUUUUUGAAAACGUGGAUAAUAAUGUAACAUUCUUCAAUAUAUAUUUUUAUUCAGUUAUUUUAAUAUAAAAGACAUUUGUAACAAAAUAA